Messenger RNA from Didymodactylos carnosus, 1611 nucleotides. Lineage: Eukaryota; Metazoa; Rotifera; Eurotatoria; Philodinida; Philodinidae. The record is from the annotation of a GenBank genome assembly.
AUGACAUCGGUUACGACAAAACAGCCAACCAUGAUGGCAACAACAAAACCAACAAUAAAACCAACAACAAAGCCAACAAUAAAACCAACAACAAAGCCAACCACAAAGCCAACAACAAAACCAACAACAAAGCCAACAACAAAACUAACAACAAAACCAACAACAAAGCCAACAACAAAACUAACAACAACACCAGCAGCGAAGCCAGAAACAACACCAACAAUAACAUCAACAACAAAGCUAAUAACGAAACCUUCUACAACUGUUACCGAGCUUAUAAUAACCACCACAAAACCAUCAACAACCACUGUCAAAACUGCCAACGCUUCUACCGUCAGUGCAACUUCAAUAGUAACAAAACCAACGACAUCAACAAUGCUAGCAUCAUCACUAACAAGUUCUCCUUCACAGACAACAACAUCACCAACACUUUGUUCGUCAGCUGUAUGGUAUCCAAAUGCAGCUACAGUUGCCGGCAGUGGUGGAGGCAAAGGUCAAUUAUCUAAUCCAACAGAUAUUGCAGUUGACAGUCAACAGAAUUUAAUUGUUGCUGACUAUGGUAAUCACCGUCUACAAAAAUAUUUUUUGAACAACAACACCAUCAUCACAUUGGAAACAAAUGUAACAGUACAAAGUGUCUGCGUUGAUAAAUUCGAUAAUAUUUAUUUUGCAAAUUUGAACUGUCAGUGUGUUCAAAAGUUGAGUAGUAGUACUAGUACAUUAACAAUUGUUGCUGGUAGUAGUGGCCAAGAAGGAUCAGGAUUGGAUCGAUUGAAUAAUCCGUCUAGUAUCUACGUUGACCAAAAUCUGACCGCAAUCUAUGUGUCAGAUACAAAUAAUCAUCGUAUAGUAAAAUGGUUAGCAGGUGUAUCUCCAGGUAUUGUUGUGGCUGGUCAAACUGGUUCUUCGGGCAGCAACUCAAGUCAACUUCAUUCCCCUAAGGGCAUUUUUGUUGAUGAACAAGAAGGUGCACUCUACAUUUGUGAUACAGGCAAUGCUAGAAUUCAAAAAUGGUUAUUAGGUGCACCGUCUGGUACAACAGUUACAAGUAAUGAUCAAUUACGUAGUCCAAAUUCAAUCUUUGUUGAUACCACAAGUACAAAAAUGAUGUACAUCUCAGAUGGGGUGUAUAAUAUAGUUCUAAAAUUAGUACCGAACGCACAACAGCCACUACUCGUUGUUGGUACAGGUGAAAGUGGGAAUCAAACAAAUCAACUUUCCUCACCAUUGGGAAUUAAAUUUGAUUUAAGAAAUUGGAAUUUGUAUGUAGCAGAUUAUGGUAAUAAUCGAAUAGAAAAAUUUCAAUUUAAUGCGCAGUCAUGUGCCGCAAUUACGACAGUUACUACUACGACAACAGCGUCACGUCCAAACGGAUCAGCAGGAGCAGGAGCAACCACAACAGUAUCAGGUGGUAGUGGUUCGUGUCUUAUCAAUGGAGCUGCAUGCAGUGUAGCUGGCCAGUGUUGUACGCCAAAUGUUUGUGCAACGAAUCAAGAUCCAAAGAUUUGUUGUGUACCACGUAAUUCUCGAUGUGAUGAUGACAGUGAUUGUUGUGAUGGUUUAGUUUGCAGCACUUCUGGUAAAACUUGUGUAACGGCUCCAAGUGGCUAA